This is a messenger RNA of Acanthamoeba castellanii str. Neff, 387 nucleotides long. RefSeq lists its product as uncharacterized. The record is from RefSeq and is a predicted model, not a curated record. Lineage: Eukaryota; Discosea; Longamoebia; Acanthamoebidae. The coding region runs from base 1 to 387 and encodes 128 amino acids. The transcript has 4 exons.
AUGUUGUCCCUGAGCUUGUGCAGGCUCUACCCAAUCACAUUGGUGACCACUGUCUACAUGCAGAAUGAGGUGUGCAGUGAGGAAGUGGACAUGGAAAAGCAAUUGAAGAAGAAGUGCACAGUUCCCAUCCACCUGUUCUGGGGCUCCAUGCUCUACCACAUCAACCACAGUAUCAAUUUGAACACCACCCUUGCCAGAGCCACUCUGCUUACCUCAAGUUCAACAGUGCUGAAGGUCUUUGGGAGUGUGAAGCAUGUUCCACAAUUUCACAAGUGCAUGGAGGAGAAGCACUCAAGCAACCACCACAUCUGGGAGACAGACCACCUCCACCACUACUUUGAGACCAGAAACAGCCUGUGCUUGGUCAGCAGUGCACUUAUGCUGUAA